This is a messenger RNA of Menidia menidia (Atlantic silverside), 594 nucleotides long. Lineage: Eukaryota; Metazoa; Chordata; Actinopteri; Atheriniformes; Atherinopsidae. The record is from the annotation of a GenBank genome assembly.
AUGUGGGGACUGUGGUUUUUCUGGUCAGUGAACGUGGUGGACCUUUGUGGCCAGACCGUGCACAGCGACGGAAUGAUCGUCAACUCGCACCACGAGUCCAAGAAGUACUACUUCGUAACCAUGGGAACGGACUGCCACCUCACCAUGCGAGCCAGCUCUCCGAAGGACAAGGUCCAGUUCUACUUCCGGUUCUUCCUGGUCUACAGCCUCCUCAGGGUGGCCCCCCUGAGCCCGGACCCCUUCUUCCCCGAGUCGCCCCCCCUAAAGCCGACCCCCGGAGGGGGGGGGGAGGGGGACCCCUGUCAUUCCGGAUCAUACGUACAGUUUUACGAUGGUCCGGACAGAAGCUCGCCUCCUCUCGGUUCUCCUCUCUGUGGAAAAAGCCCCCCCCGGCCGGUUCUGUCCACCGGGAACUUCCUGACCCUCAGGCUGGUGACCCGCGGGACUCAGCCCCGGGUCGACUUUGUGGGGGAUUUCACCUCCUUCAGGCUGGGCUUUAACCAAUCAGAGUGCAGCGGCGAGCUCUACUUCACCUGCAGAAACAGGAAGUGCAUCCCUGCCAGUCUGGUGUGUGACGACAAGGGCAUCGACAAC